AUGGAAGAAGAUAAUUUUUAUCUUCGGUACUAUGUUGGACACGAAGGUAGAUUCGGUCACGAAUUUCUCGAGUUUGAAGUAGAAUCUGAUGGAAGACUACGCUAUGCCAACAAUUCCAACUAUAAAAGGGAUAUAUUAAUCAAAAAGGAGGUCUACCUAACCAAAGAAGUCGUAAAUGAGCUCUCUCGUAUAAUAACAGACUCUGAAAUAACUCAUGAAAGUGAUAAUGGAUGGCCACAACCCGAUAGAAUAGGGAAACAGGAACUGGAAAUCAAACUUGAUGGGAAAUACUACACAUUUACAACUUCAAAAAUCGGCUCACUCCAUGAUAUACAAGGCUCAAAAGAUCCUGAAGGCUUGCGUAUAUUCUACUAUCUGGUGCAAGAUCUCAAGUGCUUUAUCUUCUCCCUAAUUAGUCUGCAUUUUAGAGUAAGUUGUGUAGUAUAA
Molecule: messenger RNA, 447 nt
Organism: Theileria equi strain WA
Lineage: Eukaryota; Apicomplexa; Aconoidasida; Piroplasmida; Theileriidae
Product: mago nashi protein, putative
Exons: 3
Coding region: 1-447 (148 amino acids)
Biological process (GO): RNA splicing
Cellular component (GO): nucleus; exon-exon junction complex
Source: RefSeq, a predicted model, not a curated record